Molecule: messenger RNA, 4383 nt
Organism: Rhinopithecus roxellana (golden snub-nosed monkey)
Lineage: Eukaryota; Metazoa; Chordata; Mammalia; Primates; Cercopithecidae
Product: trafficking protein particle complex subunit 10-like
Exons: 8
Coding region: 171-1217 (348 amino acids)
Biological process (GO): early endosome to Golgi transport; intra-Golgi vesicle-mediated transport
Cellular component (GO): TRAPPII protein complex
Source: RefSeq, a predicted model, not a curated record
AGUGGCUGCGGCCGGCGGCAGCGGGCGGCAGAGGAGGUGCGACCGGCUCUGGAGCUGCCUAGCGCGGCCGGGCGGGCGGCGCCGCUCAGGCUCGGGCUCGGGCUGGGCCCGGCGCGGCCUCGGGGCUGCCCAUGGGGCGCGGGGGGCCGGGCCGGUGACGCCGGACGCCCAUGGACGCCUCUGAGGAGCCGCUGCCGCCGGUGAUCUACACCAUGGAGAACAAGCCCAUCGUCACCUGUGCUGGAGAUCAGAAUUUAUUUACCUCUGUUUAUCCAACGCUCUCUCAGCAGCUUCCAAGAGAACCGAUGGAAUGGAGAAGGUCCUAUGGCCGGGCUCCGAAGAUGAUUCACCUGGAGUCUAACUUUGUUCAAUUCAAAGAGGAGCUGCUGCCCAAAGAAGGAAACAAAGCUCUGCUCACGUUCCCCUUCCUCCAUAUUUACUGGACAGAGUGCUGUGAUACUGAAGUGUAUAAAGCUACAGUGAAAGAUGACCUCACCAAGUGGCAGAAUGUUCUGAAGGCUCAUAGCUCUGUGGACUGGUUAAUAGUGAUAGUUGAAAAUGAUGCCAAGAAAAAAAAUAAAACCAACAUCCUUCCCCGAACCUCUAUUGUGGACAAAAUAAGAAAUGAUUUUUGUAAUAAACAGAGUGACAGGUGUGUUGUGCUCUCCGACCCCUUGAAGGACUCUUCUCGAACUCAGGAAUCCUGGAAUGCCUUCCUGACCAAACUCAGGACAUUGCUUCUUAUGUCUUUUACCAAAAACCUAGGCAAGUUUGAGGAUGACAUGAGAACCUUGAGGGAGAAGAGGACUGAGCCAGGCUGGAGCUUUUGUGAAUAUUUCAUGGUUCAGGAGGAGCUUGCCUUUGUUUUCGAGAUGCUGCAGCAGUUCGAGGACGCCCUGGUGCAGUAUGACGAGCUGGACGCCCUCUUCUCUCAGUAUGUGGUCAACUUCGGGGCCGGCGAUGGUGCCAACUGGCUGACUUUUUUCUGCCAGCCAGUGAAGAGCUGGAACGGAUUGAUCCUCCGAAAGCCCAUAGAUAUGGAGAAGCGGGAAUCGAUCCAGAGGCGAGAAGCCACGCUGUUAGAUCUGCGCAGUUACCUGUUCUCUCGCCAGUGCACCUUGCUGCUCUUCCUGCAGAGACCAUGGGAGGUGGCCCAGCGCGCCCUAGAGCUGCUGCACAACUGUGUGCAGGAACUGAAGCUCCUAGAAGUGCUCUGAGGGGAGCAAAGAGGCCUUCGCAGUUUGGAAGUACGAACAGUAUAUGCAGACAAGAAAGGGCCCUUAUCCAGCGUGUACUGUGAAGAACUCACAUACAUCGAUGCAGAAAGACUGACCAACCGAUAGAAAAACAGGCAGGAGAGGAAAUCCACAUGGCCAAUAAACAUAUGAAAAGGGCUCAGUCUCAUGAAUCGUAGCGAAAUGCAAACUGAAACCAUUGUCAAUGAAGUACCAGCACACACCAGCAGAAUGGCCAGGAUGGAAAGGCUUUCCUCGGGUGUUGGUGGGAGGGUGGAGACACUGGCGCUCGUUCACUGAUGAUGGUGUGCACCACUGGAAGCGCUUUGGAAGGCUGUUUGCAGUAUCUAGCGGGUGUCGCCAUCACAACAUAUGCCCCAUGACCCAGCAGAUCAGCCCUGGUAUGUGCAGACACACGCACACACAUGCAUCAAAAGACAAGUACAGAGAUAUUUGUGGCACCGUGAGUCAUCAGAGCUAGAAAUGGGGAAGAACCCAAAUAUUCAUCUCGUCCAAGGGAUGACGACACGGCACCGUGGCCCUGCAGUGCGCUAGGGUACAGUGGUGAACGUGACUGGGUCAUAGUGCAUGACUGUAACCAACCUCAAGUUGAGCUAAAGAAGUUGGACACAAGAGAGGGCAUACCUUUUUUUUUUUCCUAGAUGGAGUCGUGCUCUGUCGCCCAGGCUGGAGUGCAGUGGCGUGAUCUUGGCUCACUGCAACCUCCACCUCCCGGAUUCAAGCGAUAUGAGAAGGCAUACUUUUUGAUUCCUUGUAUCUAAAGUUUACAGUGAAGCUACACCAGUCUGCUGUGAGCUCUCUGGCAGGUGGAGGGGCUGGUGACUGGCAGGGAGUUCCUGCAGGAGCUACUGCUCUGAUUCUGCUUUCAUGGGAGGCAUAUCAGGCGUUCACCUGGGACUCGUGCACCUUCCAGUGUGUGGGUUGCACCCAAAUGGUAGGGUAUCAAAAGCAAGAACAAGAAUGCCUUUACUUUUAUACUUGGAAGUGGCAAAAUGGCACUUGCCAUUGCUAAUACAGCGAUCUGGAGAGGAGGAGGGGCUUUAAGGAAAAUUAAUACAAAUUAAGAAUUAGUUUAAAAAGUGUGUUAUUCACAAAAGAUGAUAUCCAAAUGGCCAAGACGUGUCUGACGGCCCAUUAGGGAAAUGUGAGUUUUCUGGAGACAGUGAAGCCACCACCUGGUUCCAGAGUGAGGUGUCCAAGCUGCAUGCUCUGCCAUUCAGUCUCAGGCUCUCAGGGCAGAGCGGAGGCUUGGUCUUUGUUGUGUUGGGUGCUGUGGCAUGCUGGGUGGCAGAUGCCACCAUAGAGGCAUGGCUUUCGUAAUGUUGGCUGAAGUGCCCGUUUUCUGUGUCGGCCACUGUUUAGGAGCAAGGGGCUGACACUUGUUUGGACGACUCAAAGCCAUGAAGACAUGGCUGCAGAACAAUCACUCUUUUCCAGAGUUUGUGAGACUUUUGUUUUUUAUUCUCAAGCUGCACUAUAAUGGGUAAAAUGAGCCUGGAUGGCUCUGGCACUCUCUCUUCCCUUCCCCCGCGCUCUUGUGUCUCUGCUGCGGGGAUGCUGGUGGGAGAAGAGUGCUGGCGCUGUUUGUGUUCUGCUGUGAGUAGCCCGGCGCACUCGGGGCUGGGGGCGUCUUCGGAGUCUGAGAAGGCGUCCCUCAGUUGAGGCAGGGGUAACAUUGCAAAUAGUUUUACCCAUAGUAGCCAAACACUGGAAACAACCCAGACACUUAAAAGGAGUGGAUAAAUAAACUGUGGCCAACUUGUAGAAAGGUUUAAUAAGCAGCAGUGAAAAAGAACAGGCUGACAGACUCUGCAAGGUUGAAUCUUAAAGAUGUGUUGAAUUAAAGAAGCCCCAUGUACAAAAGAGGACGUGCGUGAUUUCAUUAUGUGAAGUUCACAGAUCAGCCAGAAGGAAUUGAUGGUGGCCGAAGUCAGGAUAGGGGGUGCCUCUUUGGGGUGGGUCUUGACUAGGAAAAGGGACUUGAGAGAACCUUCUAGGAUAAUGUUGUUGCUUGAUUAGGUGGUGGUUACAUUUGUAAAAAUCAUGGACCUCUAAAUUUAGGGUUUGUGCCCCUCACAUACCUUGUUGUAUGUAUUUUGCCACUUGUUUUUUCAAAGCAGUGAAAAAGUAUCACUGCAAUGAAGUUGUAAAUAAAUUGUUUCGUUAACAUGUCUGGAAGUCUUCCAUGUCCCACUGUGGAAGGUCUUGCUGCUGCAGAGCCCUCCUCUGUCAGGCCCUGGAAAGUAUAGAGAAGAAGCAGAGUGCCCGGCCCCCUCUGGGGUGUUACCUGGGGUUUGGGUGGGAGCUAAGAGACACACACAGUAAGUAGUAACAUACGAGGCAGGCGGCUCCUCAAGGCGGCACAACAGAAAGGCUUGUGUAUGCCACAUCACAUGCCCAAUUCAUAUGCCUGUUUUUCUUUUCCAUAAAAACUGAAGUUUUAAAAUGAUGUGUGAUAGGAAAUGUAGGGAGCUGCGAUUCUCCUGGGAAACAGAGGCUCUUAGAGCACGGAGCCAGGGAGGACUCACAGCCAAGACCAGAGCAGGCCCCGGGGAGGCUUCGCACUGUGGGAGGUGUGAGUUCCAGAGGGAGGGGUGGCCGAGCUCACCUUCAGGUUUCUGUUAUUCAGUGACAGCCUGACCUGUACCUUGGCGUGGGUGUGUGCAGGACCUGCCUGCUCUCUCCCACCUCUUCCGGGAUGGAAGUUGAAGGUGUAGUCUCAGCAGUCAGUGGCCAAUGGCUGCCACUGGAUUUUGUUGUUUUUAGCCCAGAAAGGUACUGCUACGUGAUGCUGCUAUUUUUUUAAUACUGUCGUUCAAGCUUACCAAAGCGGGACUUGCUCUUUGCAGGAAAAAAAUAUACCAAGAACUGUUCUAUAAUCAUGCCACGCAGUAAUUAAUGCCACCGUUGGCAUUUUGGUGGUAUCAUUUGGGAGCCUUUCUGAGGUGCACCUGUGCGGUCAGGCGGCUCCUCCGCUCUCGGCUGCUGCUGUUCCCUGCUGACUCAGUCAGCGCCUGGUGCCUCGGCUGCUCUUGCUUCUGCAUCCAGCGCCCUCUGCCGCGGCUCCCCUGCUGUGGCUCUUGGUCUUUAUCUCCCUUCUCUGUGGAUGCACCUUUUUUUGUUUGUU